Suillus fuscotomentosus is the source of this 732-nucleotide messenger RNA. RefSeq lists its product as uncharacterized. NCBI's taxonomy places the organism in Eukaryota, Fungi, Basidiomycota, Agaricomycetes, Boletales, Suillaceae. The record is from RefSeq and is a predicted model, not a curated record. The coding region runs from base 1 to 732 and encodes 243 amino acids. The transcript is spliced from 4 exons.
AUGUCAGCAAGAAUCUGGUGCACGAAAAGUGCUGAUUUUCAGCAACCAGAUCCUUUAUGGGCAAUGUUGAUCUGUUCAUAUUCGUCUCGUUAUUUUGACACUUCAACAAACGUCUCUCCUAUCUUUCGGUGCCUGUCAACGCAUUGGAACAGGCAAGGACUGCAAGGGGAACCAAGGCCAGACGGGAGGCUGUCUAUGCAGGACUACCGACUACGAGCCAAUACUCCUGCUACUGUGCCAGGACGCCUGACACUCCAGAGGACCUGCGUCAGAUCCUACUACACCACCGACUACGAGCCAGAACUCCUGCCACUGCGCCGAGGCCGGCGCUCCCAAGGACCUGCGCCAGACCUCCCCGCUACAGCAUUCAUGCGGGACUUGUUAGCGUACGGGUUAAUUAUUCGUGUAGUCGACAGGAUUCCCGGAGCCCCAUUUGCUGCUACGACAGCCAUUCCCCAUGAUCGUAUUCCUCAACUCCCUACAAUUCGUCACCCUCAAGAUGUCGUCCGCAAACCUGAAAAAGGUGGUGUGGGAGCUGUCCCUUUUCUAUACUGGUGCUAUUCCACCGCACUCUUACCAAGGAGCGACAGCGACUCAUCGUUUGGAGGCUUGCUCACUAAAAUUUGGUUGAGGACGGAGGUGUUGUAUAUUCUCCCAUUGUCGAUCCACCAAGAGGCAAAACCUUGCACAUGGGUGGAGAUACAGUGUCACUUUACACUCGUUUCCGAAUGA